Lolium rigidum is the source of this 865-nucleotide messenger RNA. RefSeq lists its product as uncharacterized. Lineage: Eukaryota; Viridiplantae; Streptophyta; Magnoliopsida; Poales; Poaceae. The record is from RefSeq and is a predicted model, not a curated record. The transcript has a single exon. Bases 55 to 561 code for a protein of 168 amino acids.
CCAAAGCUUCACCACCUCCUCACCAGACUCCGAAGUCCAAACACCUGCUGACCGAUGGAGGUUGAGGCGUUCCCGAUAGGGUUCACCAAGGGCAUCCGCUCCCACUGGCGCCGCCGCAAGUACCAGCGCCUGGAGAACGGAGACGGCGGCGGCAGGACCAAGAGCACGCAGCGCCUCGGCGGCGGCGCGCGGCGCGGCAGCGGCAGCGGCGGGUGGCGCGUGCGGCUGCGCGGUCUGAUUCUGCGCCGUGUGCGCGUCGUCCGGGCGGUCGUCGCGUUACCCGGGCGGCUGCUGUGCCGGCUGCGGGACGCGUACGUGGGCGGCAUGCUCGCUGUGGCCAGGAAGGCGGCGGUCACGGCGGUGCCUAGCGACGGGAUGUGGACAAAGCGGGUGCCAAGGCGGAAGCACCAGAAGCUGCUGCUUCCCGGCACGGCGGCGGCACAGGGGCCGUCGGAGUUCGAGAAGCGGCUGGUCAUGGAGAUCUACAAGUCCAUCGUCGCCUCCAAGGAGCUCACCACCAUGCUCCACUCCUCCGCCACAACCGCGUCGUCAUCAACCUAGCUAGCUAAGCAUCAUGUUCCACUGCCGUAAGGCGUGUCUGUGUCAACAACGAGCACAGCUGCAUGUUGAUCUGAAGCGAGAUUUUCAAGUUCAUUUGCUCGCUUCCCGUUAGAUUAUUAUUGCUGCUACGAAUUACUCGGUGGAGUAGUAAGCAGUCGUAGUAUUGUGCUAUGUGUUCGUCCCAUGUAAAGCUGUAAGAACGAGAGAAAUCCCAACCUGUUCAAAGUAGUACCAAGGUAUCCCAAGUUUCAAAUGCCUCCACCAUUUGGUCUUGUGCACGUUACUGUCAAGGUAAACUUUUCCA